AUGCAGCGCAUGCAACGCCUCACCGGCCGCUUCCUGCCCAGGACGCCCAAUGAAGCGGACAUUGAAGCCAUGCUCGCCGACUUCAAAGAUGCCGAGACCAUGCUGACCAAGCUCGAGGAGUCGUCCAAGCAGUGGCGCGACGCCUGGACCAACAUCCUGAACCACCAGCUGGCCACCGUCGAGCACCUCUACACCAUCUUCAAGCCAUUGGGCGCAGAAAAGGCCGGCCUCAGCUCACAUGUCGCCGCCGACACCCCCCAGGCCACGCUGGAGCGGGUCGCCGGCCUGCAGGACGCCUUUGCCGAGCUCAAGACGGACAUGAUGGACGAGGUCAAGGACAUUGACCGGAAGCUCAUCAUCCCCGCCAAGCUCGCCAAAGACGCGCUGCAGCCCAUGAAGAAGACGAUGAAGAAGCGCGAAGACGCAAAGGUCGACUACGAGCGCUACAAGAGCCGCUGCGACGCGCUGCAGAAGAAGACGACACGAUCAGACCGCGAGAACGUCGCCCUCGCCAAGCACGAAGCCGACCUCGAGCGCUCGCAGCAGGGCUACUGGAGCGCCGACGAGACCCUCCGCAACUCGCUGCCGCGCCUCAACGAAGCCACCUUCUCCAUCCUGCCCCACCUCCUCGCCAACCAGAUUGUGCUGCAGAACAACCUGAUUGGCAACCUCUACACAGUCCUGCACCAGUACUCCCACGACCAGGGCUACCCCGACCCCCCGCCAGAGCCCGAGGAGGUCGUGCCCAUGUGGGAGCAUGCCUUUUCGCCGCUGCGCAAGGAGAUGGAGACAGACUUUGCGCUCCUGCGAACAGGCAAGGCGGUCCAUCAGCCCAUGAGACUGCCUGACAAGGGCGACACACUGACCGGCCUGGGUCUCCGUAACAAGGUAAUGCCCGGCCGACGAGCCAGCAGCCACGAGAGUGUGCCGACCGUCACCGCCGGCCGCUUGGCGUCACGACCCUCGACGACGCUGACCUCGCCCGACGAAGACGGACCGCCGCCGCCUGCGUACAACCUGGCCACCAAGCCGUCCAUCAGCUCGCUCGGCGCCUCCAAGCCCAAGAUCUCGAGCUCGCCCAUGCUCACACCCUCCAACGGCGACCACUUUGGGCGACGCGCCUCCUCCACCUCGUAUCCCUCGUCGUACUCGAACGGCACCACGCCCGGUGCGCCAAACGGCAACAGCUACGGCAACGGCAACGGCAAUGGCGAGCGCGACUACUUUGGGAAGAUACCGUCGCGCGCAUCGACCACCUCCACACCAGCCUACACCCCGGGCAGCCUGUCGCCCAACCCUGCCAUCGGCAAGAAGAAGCCACCGCCACCGCCACCGCCGAAGAAGAUUGCUUCGUUCCAGGCACAGUACGUCACAGCCAUGUACGACUUCGACAGCCACACGGCAGGCGACCUGUCCUUCCGGGAGGGCAACCGCAUCCGCGUGAUCAAGAAGACGGACAGCUCGCAGGACUGGUGGGAGGGCGAGGUCAACGGGCAAAGGGGCAGCUUUCCAGCCAACUACUGCAAGUAG
This is a messenger RNA of Ascochyta rabiei, 1530 nucleotides long. RefSeq lists its product as uncharacterized. Gene Ontology annotation, cellular component: Rvs161p-Rvs167p complex; actin cortical patch; medial cortex. Gene Ontology annotation, molecular function: protein binding; lipid binding. Gene Ontology annotation, biological process: endocytosis; plasma membrane tubulation; actin cortical patch localization. The transcript is spliced from 3 exons. The record is from RefSeq and is a predicted model, not a curated record. Bases 1 to 1530 code for a protein of 509 amino acids. Lineage: Eukaryota; Fungi; Ascomycota; Dothideomycetes; Pleosporales; Didymellaceae.